Molecule: messenger RNA, 700 nt
Organism: Cuscuta epithymum
Lineage: Eukaryota; Viridiplantae; Streptophyta; Magnoliopsida; Solanales; Convolvulaceae
Source: the annotation of a GenBank genome assembly
CCUAUAUAUAAUCCAUGUUUGGGCGAUUACGAUUUUCAAUUAAUUAAUACCCUCUGAGCAAAUGCGCUCCCCUCUGAAUAGAUUUGUAAUCCAAACAGACAAAAGAAAAAUCAUUUAGUUUUUUUGAAAUGAAGAAGAUGAUGAGCUCCAAAGCAGCACUCAUCCUCCUUGCUCUCUUCCUCGUCCACACCUCUGCCACCCGAUACGCCCCGGACAAGAAGCGCCCCACCGAUCAAACCCCUUCCGGCGACGGCGGCGGAGGUCUCGGAGCGUUCUUCGGGCCCGGAUCUGGGUUCGGGAUUCCUGGUCUCGGCGGAGGCUACGGAUCCGGAUUCGGGGGCCCGGGCGGCGGGAGCGCCAAAGGCGGUGUGAUACGGCCGACGGUGGUCUGCAACAAAAAGGGGCCGUGCAAAGGGAAGAAGCUCGCGUGUCCUGCCAGCUGUUUCAAGUCGUACAGCGGAGCGGGAAAGGGUUACGGCGGCGGAGGCGGCGGCGGCGGCUGCUCCUUCGACUGCACCAAGAAAUGUGCUGCAUCUUGCUACUAAUGUUACCGCGCGAGUAUGUUAAUUACUUACUUAUGUAAUAAUUAUUACUACUCGAUCGUAAUGUAAUAUUUAAGCUGGUCAGCAGCAUAUAUUAUAUGCUGAGCGGCCUAAUUAAUUUCGAAUUAUUAUUACUAUAUAGUUGCUGUUUAUGUGCG